AUGCUCGCUUCCGCCGCUCUCCUCGCCCUCGCCGGCGCAGCUAGCGUCUCUGCCAUCGUCGUCCCCAACGGCGAGAUUGCACGCCUCAAGCGCGACUACAUCCGCACCCUUAGCGAGCGCUCGAAGCUCGCCAAGCGCCAGUCUGUCACCAGCGGUGCCGACGACGUUACCGUCCUCAACUUUGCCCUCACCCUCGAGCACCUCGAGGCCAAGUUCUACCACGAUGCCCUUCAGAAGUUCAACCAGUCGGCGUUCGACCAGGCUGGCUACUCGGGUCUCUACCCUGUCCUCCAGCAGGUCGCGAAGGACGAGCAGGCCCACGUUGACUUCCUCACCACCGCCCUCUCCGCCGCCGGCGCGACUCCCGUGCAGGCUUGCAACUACACCUUCCCCUACACCGACAUUCCCUCCUUCCUCGGUCUCUCGCAGGUCGUCGAGGGUGUCGGCGUGAGCGCCUACCUCGGCGCUGCCGGCUCGAUCAACGACACGUCGUACUUGACGGCUGCCGGAUCGAUCCUGACCGUCGAGGCCCGCCACAACGCCUUCAUCCGCUUCGUCAACGCCUACACUCCCUUCCCCCAGCCCGAGGACACCCCGCAGUCGGCGUCCAACGUCGUCACCAUCGUCACCCCCUUCUUCACGUCGUGCCCGUCCGGCUCGGCACCUACCAUCCAGGGUCACCCCGCCCUCAACGUGACGAGCAAGAACUUCACUAUGGGCGCCGAGCUCAAGAUUGCCCCGACCAACGCCUCGGCCGUUAACACCAACAACGGCCAGCUCUACUGCGGCUUUGCGUCGGGUCUCGCUGCCGGCUUCUCCAACUGGACCAACGGCGCCUGCAUGAUCCCGACCGCCAACAUCAGCUCUCAAGGUCAAACUUACGUCGUCCUGACCACUGGCCCGUCCCUUGACGACAAGUCGACGGUAGCAGGACCUGCCAUCAUUGACUUGUCUGUCCAGAACGUCACCGUUACCCUCCCCUCGCACAACAUGACCUCGUCUGGCUCGUCGUCUGGCUCUGGCUCGUCCGGCAGCUCGUCGAAGGGCUCGGCCGGUUCGUCCAACUCCAACAUGACGAGCGGCGCUUCGACCGUCAAGAUGGGCUUCGCCGACUGCAACGGCAAGAAGAAGGACAAGGGCUACUGA
Rhodotorula toruloides NP11 is the source of this 1146-nucleotide messenger RNA. RefSeq names its product Ferritin/ribonucleotide reductase-like protein. Lineage: Eukaryota; Fungi; Basidiomycota; Microbotryomycetes; Sporidiobolales; Sporidiobolaceae. Bases 1 to 1146 code for a protein of 381 amino acids. The transcript has 6 exons. The record is from RefSeq and is a predicted model, not a curated record.